ACACUAACCACAAUAUUGGAUUUGAUUCGCGAUUGAAUUUAUCCAAAAUAUUUAAAAAAAAAUAGCUAUUUUCCGCCGAAGUGCUGCUAUACUAAGCGCCGCAUAGUUCUGGAUCAAACACAGUUGCUGCCGCUUGAAUGUCGUCUGGUUUUGCGAAAACUUGGCAAUCAAUACUCGUACCUUGACCUGCUCAACAGCUUUGGCAUCCAAACGCAAUAAAUUGAAGGAAAGGGCGUGUGGCAGGCCUAGCAUGUCCCCCUGGUAUCAUGUCCUACACCGAACUGGAACAGGGCUACCAAGGUCUCCGUAAUGCGGCAUACAGACCAGCACAAUUCUAUGUAGGCGCAGUAAGUUGCACCCUUUUACCACGUUAAGAGGCACCUUUCUUGCGUCACUUUUGGCACUGUCCGGACCAUGCCCAUCCCUUCAGUGAUUAUUCAGGAUGUGGACAAUCCCUGUCUGGCGCCCGCCUAUUGGCACAUGGGCGACUUGGAGCUAUGCGACCCCGGCAGCUCAGGGGCGGAGCCUCAAGACAUGGACGACGAGGGCAAGAUGGUUGUGGUGGGCGUCUGCGCCAUGGAGAAAAAGACCCAGAGCAAACCAAUGAAGGAAAUCCUCACCAGGCUGCAGGAAUUCGAAUACAUCAAGGUGAUCGUCUUCCAAGAAGACUGCAUUCUUCAGAAGCCGGUGGAAGAAUGGCCUGUUUGCGACUGUCUCAUCUCGUUUCACUCCAAGGGGUUUCCAUUAGACAAGGCCAUUCAGUAUGCUCAGCUACACAAUCCCUACGUGAUCAACAAUCUGCACAUGCAGUACGAUAUUCAGGACAGGAGGAAAGUGUACGCCACACUGGACGCUGAAGGAAUUGAAAUCCCUCGGUAUGCCGUCUUGGAUCGAGACAGUCCAGACCCGAAAGAUCAUGAACUCGUAGAAUCCGAAGAUCAUGUCGAAGUGAAUGGCACCGUGUUCAACAAGCCGUUUGUGGAAAAGCCGGUAUCGGCCGAGGACCACAACAUCUACAUCUACUACCCCACUUGCGCUGGUGGCGGCAGCCAGCGGCUCUUUCGAAAGGAGAGUAUGCAGGAGCGCAGGGGCUGGGGCUCCUUCGUUUGCAUUCGACUUACCGGCACGACCUGAAAAUCUACGCGUCCGAUGAGGGCCGCGUGCAAAUGACGGCGGCUGCCUUUGCAAAGGGCCUGUUGGCGUUGGAGGGCGAACUCACUCCCAUCUUGGUGCAGAUGGUGAAGAGUGCCAACACCAACGGGCUGCUGGACAAUGACUGCGAUAGCAGCAAAUAUCAGAACAUGUGCAAGGCGCGGCUUCAUGAGCUGAUGCAGAUCGACCGCGAUUUCUCGCCAGUAGACCGGGAGAGGAUCAACCCGUGCAACUCAGCCAGCAUCAACGAGGCCUUGGACUUUGUCAAGAACCCCUACAAGUGCUGCAAGCACGUCCAUGAACUGAUCAAGUCGCUGAUGGAGAUCGUGCAAGUCAAAAAGGAAGAUGGUAAGACCAAAGAAGCGAUUCUCUACCACGGCGAGUCGUGGGACCUGAUGUAUCGCCGCUGGAGCAAGAUCGAGAAGGACUUUUACACGAAAAAUAAAACUUUCGACAUCAGCAAGAUCCCGGACAUCUACGACUGCAUCAAGUACGAUCUGCAGCACAACCAGCACACCAUCCAGUUCGAGCAGGCUGAAGAGCUGUACAUCAGCGCCAAGUACCUGGCCGACAUCGUUAUACCGCAGGAAUACGGCUUGACGGCGGAAGAAAAACUCACCAUCGGGCAGGGCAUUUGCACGCCGCUGCUGAAGAAGAUCAAAGCCGACUUGCAGCGCAACAUCGAAGAAAGCGAGGAGACGGUGAACCGAUUGAAUCCCCGCUACUCGCAUGGAGUGUCCAGUCCUGGACGCCACGUGAGGACGCGACUGUACUUUACCAGCGAGAGUCACAUCCACUCACUCAUCACGGUGUUGAGACACGGCGGGCUUCUAGAUAUGUUGAACGACGAGCAGUGGCGUCGCGCAAUGGAAUACGUGUCGAUGGUCUCCGAGCUGAACUACAUGUCGCAGAUCGUCAUUAUGCUAUACGAGGACCCCACCAAAGACCCCAGCAGCGAAGAGCGCUUCCAUAUCGAGCUGCACUUUAGUCCGGGCGUUAACUGCUGCGUGCAGAAGAACUUGCCGCCAGGCCCGGGCUUCCGGCCUCACUCCCGCAACGAGUCCGCGGCCAGCAAAACUCCCAGCCCCGAUUCAUCGACAACUCCAACUCCCGAAGAGAAGAGUCAGACUCUGCUGGAAGAUGGUAAGAUCGAGGUGAUCGAAGAGGAGAAAAUCUUGAUGGGAACACCCACUAUUGCGGAGGUUGCCCCCUUGCACCUCCUUCAAUGUGAACACUUGGAGGCACCGGCGAAUGGCGCUUCACAAGGACGCCGCUCCCGGUUAAAAAAAAGCAGUUCUCCAAUUCCCAUCGGAAAUGCACACACGGUGUGCGGCAACGAGGCGCGCCAAUUGGCCAAGUGUCUGACUGAGGAGCUGGCCAAUCAGGCCACACAAUCCGUUGGACGGUCGUUUGCAACCAAUCGGGCCGUAAGUCCCGAGACAGAGCCCAGAGCGCGCAGCUACGACCACAAAACGCCCCCGAAAGGAAAAGGUAAGUCGUUGGAGUCGCGAAUUUUGGACGGUGCAGAGAGCAUGUUUUCGACUCAUUUCAAACUAGUCAAAUUGGGAAUUUUAAUUCGGCUUUCAUUUGGGCAGCUGACCAUUUUCAUCAAAGUUUGGACGCCGUAAACAGCGCAGGUACGCUAUCUCAGUGUUCAGCUAAUCUCUGGUUUGUUCUUGAGGCUGUCUUAACAUGACUGAUUGCAGCCGCAAACUUUCGACCGGGUUUCGAGGUUGACACUGCGCUCUUAUUGAAAUGUUUUUCAGUUAUUUUUAUUUUAUUUUUUAUCACCUACAACUUGAUUUUGUUUAUGUUCAGUGUAUGUUUGGCACAGUUACGUAUCGCAGUUUUUCCAACUAUCACACAGAAAUGGACAGUGUUGUCAAUAUUUGCGGGCGCUCUGUCCUUUGUGCUUUCACACUGGUAGA
This is a messenger RNA of Dendroctonus ponderosae (mountain pine beetle), 3080 nucleotides long. RefSeq names its product inositol hexakisphosphate and diphosphoinositol-pentakisphosphate kinase. Gene Ontology annotation, cellular component: cytosol. Gene Ontology annotation, biological process: inositol phosphate biosynthetic process; inositol metabolic process. The record is from RefSeq and is a predicted model, not a curated record. Gene Ontology annotation, molecular function: inositol hexakisphosphate kinase activity; diphosphoinositol pentakisphosphate kinase activity; 5-diphosphoinositol pentakisphosphate 1-kinase activity. NCBI's taxonomy places the organism in Eukaryota, Metazoa, Arthropoda, Insecta, Coleoptera, Curculionidae.